Molecule: messenger RNA, 4849 nt
Organism: Gracilinanus agilis (Agile Gracile Mouse Opossum)
Lineage: Eukaryota; Metazoa; Chordata; Mammalia; Didelphimorphia; Didelphidae
Gene: COL22A1
Product: collagen type XXII alpha 1 chain
Exons: 61
Coding region: 1-4701 (1566 amino acids)
Source: RefSeq, a predicted model, not a curated record
AUGACUCACCUCAGAGGACACCACUUGAUCUACCUCCUGGUACUUCUGGCUCUUUGGAUUGGAGAUGGCUCCCAGGCACAAAGGGCAGGGUGCAAAAACGUUCACUAUGAUCUAGUCUUUAUCUUGGAUACUUCCUCCAGUGUGGGCAAAGAUGACUUUGAGAAAGUUCGACAGUGGGUGGCCAACCUGGUAGAGACCUUUGAAAUUGGACCAGACAGGACUCGGGUAGGUGUGGUUCGCUACAGUGAUCGGACCACCACUGAAUUUGAUCUUGGGAAGUAUUGGACUCGAGAAGAAGUCAAAGCAGCUGCCCGGAACAUUAAUUAUCAUGGAGGCAAUACCAAUACUGGUGAUGCCCUCCGCUAUAUAACCACAUACAGCUUUUCCAAAGAGGCUGGUGGGAGGCCAAGCGACAGAGUCAUCAAGAAGGUCGCUAUCCUCUUGACAGAUGGGAGAAGUCAAGAUAUUGUUCUGGAUGCUGCCAGAGCAGCCCACAAAGCUGGGAUCAGGGUCUUUGCUGUUGGUGUUGGAGAAGCCUUGAAGGAAGAGCUUGAUGAAAUUGCUUCUGAGCCUAAGUCAGCCCAUGUGUUCCAUGUCUCAGAUUUCAAUGCCAUUGACAAGAUCCGGGGGAAGUUGAGGCGCCGUCUUUGUGAAAAUGUGUUGUGUCCCAGUGUGCGUGUGGAAGGAGAUCGUUUUAAGCACACCAAUGGAGGAACCAAUGAAAUCACAGGUUUUGACCUGAUGGAUUUAUUCAGUGUGAAGGACAUCUCGGGGAAGAAAGAAGGUGGUGCUCAGAGUUCCUAUGUUCGAAUGGGAUCCUUCCCGGUGGUGCAAAGGACUGAGGAUGUAUUUCCACAAGGUUUACCUGAUGAAUAUGCCUUUGUCACUACCUUCCGGUUCAGGAAAACUUCACGAAGAGAAGAUUGGUAUAUCUGGCAAGUCAUUGACAAAUAUGGAAUUCCACAGGUUUCCAUCCGGCUAGAUGGAGAGAACAAAGCUGUAGAGUAUAAUGCUGUGGGGGUGAUGAAGGAUGCUGUCCGGGUGGUCUUCCGGGGUGUGCCAGUCAGUGACUUGUUUGACCGAAACUGGCACAAGAUCGCUCUCAGUAUUCAGGCCAAGAAUGUGUCCCUCUACAUUGACUGCAAGCUCGUCCAGACACUGCCCAUUGAAGAGAGAGAAAACAUCGACAUCCAGGGAAAGACAGUGAUUGGGAAGCGCCUCUAUGACAGUGUGCCCAUUGAUUUUGAUCUGCAGCGAAUAGUGAUUUAUUGUGACUCUCGGCAUGCUGAGUUAGAAACUUGCUGUGACAUCCCUUCAGGACCGUGCCAGGUGACUGUUAUCACAGAAGCCCCUCUACUGGAGCCCCCACCCACCAUUGGCAGUGAGCAGAUUGGCUUCCUGAAGACUAUCAAUUGUUCCUGCCCUGCUGGGGAAAAGGGCGAAAGGGGCAUUGAAGGACCCCGAGGUCUCAAGGGAGAAAUUGGAGUUCCAGGACAGAGUGGACUCCCUGGGCCCAAAGGAGAGAAAGGUGAUUCGGGCCAGGGAACAUUUUUCAAAGGAGAAAAAGGUGAAAAGGGCUCCAUAGGUUUAUCUGGUCCCCCAGGCAGAGAAGGAGCCAAAGGCAUCCGGGGGGAACCAGGGGAGAUAGGGGAACCUGGAUUACCUGGUGAGGUGGGUCUGAAGGGACCAAUAGGACCUCCAGGACAACCAGGGCUUCCUGGACAGAUUGGGAUUCCAGGUCUCCAAGGAGAGAGAGGAGAAAGAGGGCCUCGAGGAGAUAAGGGAGAACGAGGUCUGGAUGGAUUCCCUGGAAAGCCUGGAGAAGAAGGGAAGAAGGGCAGUCCUGGUGCUCCAGGUGUGGCUGGUAUCCAAGGAGAAAAGGGUGAAGUUGGACCACCUGGGCCACCUGGUAUACCAGGCUCUGUGGUGCAGAAGGAGGGCUUGAAAGGAGAACAAGGAGCUCCAGGACCUCGUGGUCAUCAGGGCCUACCUGGUCCUCCAGGAUCACCAGGUCCAAUGGGUCCUGAAGGUAAAGAGGGACUCCCUGGUUCUCAAGGACAGCGGGGAAAGAAAGGUGAAGCUGGCCUACCUGGAGUCAAAGGUUUACCAGGACCUCCUGGUUCUCAAGGAUCUCCUGGUGUCCCAGGACCACCUGGGCCAACUGGACCCCCAGGUCUUCCUGGAGAGAUUGGCUUCUCUGGAAAACCUGGCCAGCCUGGCCAACCUGGCUCCCCAGGGAAAGAUGGGACAAGUGGACUUCCUGGGCUUCAAGGACCCAAGGGAGAGCCAGGAGAGCGAGGAGAAGGCGGCUUGCCCGGGAAUCCUGGACCGAGGGGUGAAGCUGGGGAGCAAGGUCUAGUGGGCAUACCUGGUGAGAAGGGAGAAAUAGGACUUCCAGGAUCUCCAGGACUCCAAGGUCUAAGAGGAGAGAAAGGAGAUGAGGGUAAAAAAGGUGCCCUGGGACUCCCUGGACUGAAAGGUGACAGAGGAGAAAAGGGCGAAGCUGGUCCUGCUGGCCCUCCUGGUCCCCCUGGCUUCCCUGGAACAACAUCUUUGUUUACUCCACAUCCCCACAUCCCGGGAGAAGCUGGGCAGAAGGGAGAGAAAGGAGAUCCAGGCAUCAGUGGGGAACCUGGACCACGUGGUUUUCAAGGUGAAGUGGGACCAAGAGGACCUCCAGGACCCCCGGGUGCUCAAGGCCCAGAAGGAGCCCGAGGGGGACCUGGAGCGGCUGGAAACACUGGUGUUCCUGGACCAAUAGGCCCCCCUGGUUCCCGUGGUCUCCCCGGAAAUGUGGGCAUACCUGGAGUCAUGGGCCCACCAGGGAAAAUUGGAGAGAGAGGAGAAAAGGGAGAACCUGGUGAAGAAGGAAAGACAGGACCCCUUGGUCCAAGAGGUGACCCCGGCCCUCCUGGAGAACCUGGGCCACCUGGCAAAGGGAAGGAAGGCGAGCCAGGUCGUCCUGGUGCACCUGGGUUACCGGGACCUCAGGGACACAAGGGGGACCGAGGUGCUCCAGGUUUGCCUGGCCAACCUGGAAAUAGAGGAGGCCCAGGAAUUGGCGUGGCAGGCCCUCCGGGCUCCACUGGACCACCAGGAGAAAAAGGACCACCAGGAUCUCGUGGGUUACCAGGAUUCCCAGGUCCACAAGGUCCAGCUGGACAAGAUGGUCUACCUGGAAAUCCAGGAGAAAGAGGACCCCAAGGAAAACCAGGUCCUUCUCCUCUUCUGUCUCCAGAGGAUCUAAACCUCUUAGUGAAGGAUGUGUGCAAUGAUUGUCCUCCUGGUCCUCCAGGACUUCCUGGACUUCCAGGUUUGAAGGGUGAUAAGGGCUUACAAGGAAAACCAGGAAGAGAUGGUGCAGAUGGGAAAAAGGGAGAUGCUGGGCUCAAAGGCCUCCCAGGUCCUCCUGGAAUAAUUGGACCAAAGGGGACAGUUGGUGCCUCAGGACCUGCCGGCCCACCAGGAAGCCCAGGAGUGACAGGUAAAGAUGGUCCUCCUGGUCCCCAAGGCCCACCUGGAUUACCUGGAAUUCCUGGUGAAGAAGGGAAGGAAGGCAAAGAUGGAAAGCAAGGACCCCCUGGAGAACCAGGUCCUUCAGGAGAACCAGGCCUUCCAGGACAAGAUGGUGCCAGGGGACUGCCUGGAUUCAAGGGACACACAGGAGACUCUGGUCCGCCUGGUCCUAGGGGAGAGGCAGGAGCACCAGGCCCUGCAGGGAGGGAAGGGUCACCAGGGAAAGAUGGUGACACUGGGCCCACAGGACCACCAGGUCCUCGGGGACUUAGAGGAGUGCCGGGUAAAAACGGAUCACCUGGCUCUCCUGGAGACCCUGGCCAACCAGGUAACCCAGGGCAGAAAGGAAACAAAGGAGAAAAUGGCAGCCCAGGACUUCCAGGAUUCCAGGGACCUCGGGGACCUCCAGGAGAACAAGGAGAAAAAGGAAUUCCUGGAAAAGAGGGUGCCCCAGGGAAACCAGGAGUACAAGGCACAAAAGGAGAAAGGGGAGAUCCAGGAGUCAAAGGGGACAAGGGGACCCAAGGACAGAAGGGCCAGCCUGGCGAACCAGGAUUACCAGGUCAUAAAGGCCACACGGGAUUGAUGGGCCCUCAUGGACCUCCAGGAGAAAGUGGACCUGCUGGGCCUCCAGGACCUCCAGGACAGCCAGGAUUUCCUGGAGCAAGGGGAGAUUCACCGUCAGUGGACACUCUUCGAAGGCUUAUCCAAGAAGAAUUAGGGAAGCAACUUGAAACCAAACUAGCCUACCUCCUGGCCCAGAUGCCACCAGCACACGUCAGAGCAACUCAGGGCCGGCCAGGGCCCCCUGGACCUCCUGGCAAAGAUGGCCUUCCUGGCCGAGUGGGUCCCAUGGGGGAGCCAGGCCGGCCUGGACAAGUGGGCUUAGAAGGACCAUCGGGUCCCAUGGGGCCCAAAGGUGAACGAGGUCCAAAGGGUGAUCAAGGAGUGCCUGGAGUUGGCCAACGAGGAGAAAUAGGACCUCCUGGAAUACCAGGUCAGCCUGGGGAGCCUGGCUAUGGGAAAGAUGGCAUUCCUGGGAAUCCUGGUCCUCAGGGAGAAGCAGGACAAGCUGGCCUCCCUGGCCCUCCAGGGCCCCCUGGCCCCAGUGGACAGUGUGACCCCUCUCAGUGUGCUUACUUUGCGAGUCUCGCAGCCCGGCCUGGUAAUGUGAAGGGACCCUAGAGGGUACCUAGAAGGCCAAGGAGACUUGGGAAGGAUUUUCUGAAACUUGAACUUUGAACUAAAAAGGAAAACCAGCAGGCCCCCUGGGCCAUGAUGUCACUUUCUAUUUGUCAUGUGAGGUUUUCUAAAUGAUUAAAACCAACAGAUG